Molecule: messenger RNA, 3831 nt
Organism: Plasmodium gonderi
Lineage: Eukaryota; Apicomplexa; Aconoidasida; Haemosporida; Plasmodiidae
Exons: 3
Coding region: 1-3831 (1276 amino acids)
Biological process (GO): 7-methylguanosine mRNA capping
Cellular component (GO): cytoplasm; nucleus
Molecular function (GO): methyltransferase cap1 activity
Source: RefSeq, a predicted model, not a curated record
AUGAACCAUAUAUUUACCUUUGAGACAAAUCUGAAUGAUAUAUUCUCUGGAGAUAACAUUGAAAAAUCGGAAAAAAGUUGUGAUUAUUGCAUAAAGCGGAAGCGAGUAUGCAGAUGUGAAACUAUAAGAAGGGAACUUGGCAGUGAAGAAGUAAAUGACAUAGAAGAAUUGUGUGAAAAGAAAAGACAAUACGAUGAAAUAUGCGAUAAAAUUGUAGAUAAAUACAAAGAUAUUGUAAACAAAUUUGAAUAUGAUAAAGAUAUAGUUAUUUAUAUAAAAGAAAAAAAAAUAAAUGAUGAAAUAGAAUGUGAAGAUUGGUUAUAUUUUUACGAAUUACUGAAGGAAAGGAAAAUAUUAGAAAGAUGUAUUGAAACUAAAAAAAACAAAGAAGCCUUAACAUUGAACAGUUUUCAUUUUGAUGAAGAAGCAAAUUUUAUAAGCUGUCUGAAUUACUACCUUAAGGUGAAUAAGUUUCAUAAUGUCAAUCACAAUUGGAUGGGUAUGAGUUUGAAUCCAUUCGAUGAAUAUUUAUCAUUCCAGUGUAAUAGUAACGAUUCAUCAUUCUGCUUAUAUAAUAUCGAAAAGGAAAAUCAGAGACAGGAGCAGAAAAAAAAAGAAACUACGGCUUCCCAGAUUUUCCCGAAACAGAUAGAAGAAAAAGAAAAGGAAGAAAAUGCUGCAGAUGAUGCAGCAUUGUGGUUAGAUAGAUGUAAAAAAUUUCAUUCUUUAUAUUAUUAUCUUUACUUACAAGAAAAUGAAAGAUGGUUAUCUGGCCAGAACAAUUCUGGGAAUAUCGUGCAUUUUGAAAAUAUAGAUUAUGUGUGGAACAGAACAGUAAGAGAAUGUAAUAAUAAAGUGAAAUUAUUUCAAUUAAUAACUGCAAAUAGUGUUAGAAGUAACAGCGUGGUAGAUGAUUAUAUGACAAAGGAUAGUAGAACUAAUAUAGAUGUAGCAGAAAAAAAUAUACAAAUAGGAAGAAUUAUAUGUAUAAGCCAAUUGGUUUGUGCCUUAGGCAUGGUUGAUAUUGGGGGGUGUUUCAUUAUGAAAAUGAAACUAUGUUUUGAUAAUUUUCUUUUAUCUAUUUUUUCAAUCUUAGCUAUAUGUUUCAAAAAAGUAGAAGUAUAUAGACCUUCUUGUUGCUACCUUAGAAAUGUAGUUUUCAUAAUAGGUAUUCAUUUUAAUGGAAUUACAUCUAUAUUUUUAUCAAGUUUGAAUAAUUGGGUUCAGUCAGCACAGAAGGAAGUUUUGCCUCUACUCUUGGGAUCAAUUUCACUAGAUAAAAAAGAAACAAAGUUUGUGACACAUAAUUUAAUACCAAGAAAAUGGAUAAAAUCUAGCUUUUUUCAAGAAUACAAAAAUUGUAUUCACCAUUUUGUGGAUUAUUUAAUUUAUUAUUUAAAAAAAUGUAUAAAUGUAUCCAAUACAAAUUUGAUAAAAAAAAAUAUUGAAAAUGCAAAGUAUACCUACAUUUCUCAGUUUUUUGAACAACAUAAAAUAGUGGACCUCAGAAAAAAGGACAAAUUGCUGUAUAAGCCACUUGCCCAUUUAUACAUUGAUGAGGAGAAGCUUAUAUCUACCCAAAGAAAUUUCUCAUAUGAGCGAAUGAAUCACAAAUAUGAAAUGAAAGAACAUUAUGUAAACGAAGUAGAUAAUGAUGAGUACCCUCUUAAGGAAGACAAGUUACACAAGUAUCCCAAUUCGAUUUUACCUUUUUCAAAAAAGGAAUUGUGCAAAAUCAGGGACACCAUCUUGCUUCCAAAUCAUGCGAUUCACGAAGAGGGAAUAUUUUUCAAAGAUUCACAUAACAAUUUUACUCCUGACUGUAGUAACAUUAUUAACAUUUCCAACAAUGGUAAUAAUAUGAAAAAAUAUAGAAAGCAAAUAAAGGCGUUAAUGAAAAAAAUAGAAUUUAAAAAUGACAAAAUUCGUUCUGGGAAGAGGAGAAAAGUAGCACUUGGUAGUGGGGAAAGGGAUAACCUCUUUCAGUUGGAUCAAGACUUGAUUGAAAAAAGAAUCUUCUCGAUAGAUAAAAGUUUAUUGGAAAAUCAAAAAAUGGAAUUUGAAGGACUACUAAAGAAACAGAUUUACUUUACAAACAAACAUUGGUUCAGACCUUACCUUAAAAAUUCCACAUCCCAUUUUGAUAAUUCAUUUUAUUUAAGCAAAGAAAUGUACAAGAAUAUUUUACUCUUUAGACAGCACAUCUACUAUAAUAAUUGUGAUUCGUAUAUUAAUAGUCUAAAGCAGGUUCUAAAGCGUUAUGAACCCAUAUCUUCAUCGUACAUUACAAAUAAUGAAUUAUGUUCCAUCGUUAUUGAUUGUCUCUUUGUUUUGAAGAAUUGUGCACAUCUAGACGUGUUCCAAGAUUCAUCUUUUUUGCAAAAAUUUUUAGUAAUAAAUGGGGACUUGGGCCAAACUCUCUAUAAUUUCUUUUCCAGAUUUCAGUCUGGAUUCCACAUUCUGCUGUACAGUGACACCAUAUCUGGAAUGAGCAACUCGCUACAGGGCACCAUAGAAGGUAGGGUGUCCCUCCUUUUCAUCCGUUCACAACCCCGUGAGACCACGGCCCUAAAUGUGGAAGACCUGUACAGAAAUAGAAAAUCAUACAGAAUUUUGAGCGAAUUGUUAAAAGGUAAAGUAGACCAAAAGAAUAGCUGUUCAUUGGUUUAUAUAGAUCUGAAUAAUAUCCUGUUCCCUAAUUAUGUACAUAUAGUGGAAAAAGAGAUGAAAGUGAAAAAAUAUUUUCUAUGCAGUUUGAUAAUCUCUUUUAACUACUUGAAGAAAGGAGGAAAUAUGAUAAUUCAUUUAAGUAGUGCUAUUACAUUUUUCACAGCUGGAUUGUUAUAUGUGAUAAUGUGUGCCUUUGAAAAGAUGCAAUUCUUUUUACCACCAUCUUGUGAUGAUAUAGAUUUAAGUUUCUACAUUUAUUGUGAAGGUUUUAGUGAGAACUAUAUAUAUCGACAUUAUAUUCAGUUUCUCUGGGAAACUGUUAUAUGCAAUCAAUACAUGGAUGAGAAUGUCACCAAUGUGAGUAUCAAUACAAGUAUGAUGAAUAAUGUUACUUCUAGUAGUAACUCUAAACAAAAUGAGGGGAAAAAAGACGUAGUGAAUUCAAACAAAAAGAAAAGCGAAAUAUAUCAUUCCGUGCCCCUGUACUUUCUAAUGAAUAAACAUUUUGUCCAUUUAUUGAAAAAGUUUAAUUCAUUUUAUUUCGGACAUCAUUUGAAUGUAUGUAUGAACUUUAUGAAGGAGCCGAAAUAUUUCUAUCACAACAGAACAUUGAUGAAGUGCUUAGUAACUCAUUUUAUUAGAGCUUACAUCGUCUCACAUUCAGUGGGAAGAUCCUUCACCAGAAUAUUUAAGUCCUUGGCAAUUCGAUGCGAAGGUGGUGGUGGUGGUAGUGGGAGUGAAAUGAGUAGCGAUGAAAUGAGUAGCGAUGAAAUGAGUAGCGAUGAAAUGAGUAGCGAUGAAAUGAGUAGUGAUAAAAUGAGUAGUGAUAAAAUGAGUAGUGAUAAAAUGAGUAGUGAUGAAAUGAGGGGCGAUGAAAUGAGUGGUGAGGAAGAAGCGCAAAAAAAACACGUACCUUUUGAAGGGCAGAAGAAAAGGAAGAAGAAUAUGAGGAAUCAGGAUAAUAUGAGCGGUUUCGUGCAGAGUGGACGCACGAACGAUGACAGUUUUAAAAGUAAAUUCGAUUUGAAAAGAAAUAAAUCAAACGAUAGCAAUAAUUUCUGUUAUUCUUCCAGUGAAUCGAAUUACUCCUUAACCUUUGAAUACCAAAAUGUGCCCAGCGAAGUGUCCGUGUCUGAGACUGCAUGGGGCGAUAGUUCGUAA